Molecule: messenger RNA, 1417 nt
Organism: Petromyzon marinus (sea lamprey)
Lineage: Eukaryota; Metazoa; Chordata; Hyperoartia; Petromyzontiformes; Petromyzontidae
Product: calmodulin-1-like
Cellular component (GO): myosin II complex
Molecular function (GO): calcium ion binding
Source: RefSeq, a predicted model, not a curated record
CGCUCCCCCCCACCCACCACACACCACGCCUAUGGCGCGAAUAAUAAUAAAUAGGCCGCUUCACCGCCGCGUGUGAUCCGGUUGCCCGUGUGUUGGUGUGCGGCAAGCCGAAGCUGUCAAACCCCGCGCGAACGAACGGCACGAACGCGAAAUGGCAGACCAGCUUACAGAAGAGCAAAUUGCGGAGUUCAAGGAGGCGUUCUCCCUUUUUGACAAGGAUGGCGACGGUACCAUCACUGUCAAGGAGCUGGGCACCGUCAUGAGGUCUCUGGGCCAAAAUCCCACCGAGGCUGAGCUGCAGGACAUGAUCAAUGAGGUGGAUGCCGAUGGAAAUGGAACCAUUGAUUUCCCCGAGUUUCUGACAAUGAUGGCGAGAAAAAUGAAAGACACCGAUAGUGAGGAAGAGAUACGAGAAGCUUUCCGAGUGUUUGACAAGGAUGGGAAUGGCUACAUCAGUGCGGCAGAGCUGCGUCACGUCAUGACGAACCUGGGGGAGAAGCUCACGGACGAGGAGGUGGACGAGAUGAUACGAGAGGCUGACAUCGAUGGAGACGGACAAGUCAACUAUGAAGAAUUUGUCCAAAUGAUGACAGCAAAGUGAAUGUGAAAGGCGUUCAACCAAACGAUGAAGAACAAAUUGCUAUUUUUAGGACAUACUUGAGGAAAAAACUCAAAUCUUGACGUAUGUUUCCGUGUGUCGCCCACUACUCAUUAAAGAGGAACAAGUUACUGGAAUGCUGUCUACAGAAAAUGUUAUACAUGUCUAUAAUGGAUUUACAGCUGUAAUCAGCUAACAGCCAUCAGUAUCUUUAUUCCAUUUUAAUUAUUUAAUAUGCAUGAAAAUAGCUUAAAUAAGCAAAAGUGUAGUUUGAUAAUAGAGUGGUGGCAUUGGCCGAGACAUGUACAUAUAUUGUAUGUUGGAAUGAAUUCAUAGGAGACUGUUAAUUUUAUUGCCAAUUUGUCAAGUUUCAAGUUUCUCUGCAUCCUAUACAGAUGUUACUGCUUUGCACUAUGGUAUAUUUUAAGUGCUUGUGGGGUUUGUCUUUGCCAAAGUGUUUGGGUUAAUUUGUUUCGCAGACUAGCUUUUUAGACAACCAAAGCCCAGUUAUUCUGUGAUUCAUAUAGCGCAAACUCAAUGUUUGCUAUUGUGUUAUCUGAAGACCUCGGCCAGGCAUGUUAACGACAAACCUGCAUACACAUUCUGGUUUGCUAAAACUCCCAAUGUCAUUUAAAGUAAACAUCAAUUUACUGUAACGUGACGAUUGGUUAAUUCUGCUUAGUUACAACAAUCAUACACCAAUAUCUACAAUUGUUUUAAUUUUUUCUAUUUUUCUUUUUAAAUGUUGCAUGGGACUUGGUGAAUCUAUCUACGGUAGUGUUUAACUUAUAAAUAAACGCAUGGAGGCGGUGAAAAGGU